Messenger RNA from Symbiodinium sp. CCMP2592, 6081 nucleotides. The record is from the annotation of a GenBank genome assembly. NCBI's taxonomy places the organism in Eukaryota, Dinophyceae, Suessiales, Symbiodiniaceae.
AUGAUCGAUGGAGCCCGCGAGCCGUUCUACCAACUUUCGACGAUAACGGUCGAAGCUGCGGAGAUUACGAUCAAGGAGCUGCCGAUCCAUGCUACAAGCACAACUUCUGCAAUCACUGUUGCGUCGAUGAGUUCGCCCUUGGACAUGCCGUUGAGGAGCAUGCUGGCAGAAGCAGAUAUUGAGGGCAAGCGCAAGGGCCAGGACGACGGCGGUGACGGCCUGGCAGCCUCGAUUUUUGAAGAGGAUGACACAGGCGCAGACACAGGCAUGCCCGUGGACAUGGAAACCCCUUGUGCAAAGAGGAGUGCUGCAAGCUUGUUCGAGAAUAGCGACAGUGACGCUCAUGAUGAUGCAGAUGCACAGAUCGGAGACGGAGAGUGCGAAUUGGAGAUCGAGGGCCAAGAGAUCAUGCACGGAAUUGAAGAGAGAAGGGAAGGAAAGGGCCAAGGCCGGGGCACCGGCAAGGGCAAUAGCAAUCCUGCAACUGCUCGGUGGGCUCGCUGGGGUCGCGCAAAGCAACUGGGGCCUGCGGCUCCACCGUUGUCAGAGUCUGCCGGUGCUACUCAGAUAGGCUCAGCUCUCGCAGGGCAGCUUUCCAAUGUAACCAAAGUAGGUGCAGAGCUGGUUCGCGCUGGCUUGGUAUCGGCUUCACAAUGUAUCGCUGGCCUGCAGCGAGCUGUCAAUGUCGGGCCGCUUGCACAGCUUCUAGGUGAAUCACGAUUUUGUGUUCAUGAAGGGUCAGACCCGCAAUGCUCCGGCAGCAUCCCAACCCAGGGCCAGGAUUUGGACCAAGUGAAUGAAAGCUACAGCCUCGUAGGUGACCCAAGUGCAGAUUCGCAGGCAACCAGGCCCGGUGUGCGUGAAUGUGAAUUGCCAGCAUCUGCACGCACACCCGUGCAUUUGCCGGUUUCAUCAAAAGAAGUGGAGGUGUAUCCUUGCAAGUUGUUCUUGACGCAGCAGCGCUUUUCCAUGCUGCUGACUCGCAAGGGCGCAGGGCAGCCUGCAGCAAAGGCGCAGGCGACAGAGAUCAUAGAGGACCCUUCUGAAUCAACUUCUAAGUCUUCUAAGUUUAAGACUGAGAAUGCACAGGAGGCCCCGAACACUUUGCAGAUCGAAGCCCAUCUCACCAGCCCCCUGCAAGUGCUGCAUACAAACUCUGCUGCAAACAUCGCAUCAGCGCUUCAGAAGAACAUGCAUUCCGAAGUUGUGGAUCAGGCAAGGUCAUUUGACCGGGUUCUUCAUGUCGUCACUACAGAUGAUUAUGCUGCCAACCAUCUGGCUGAAAAGAUGCUGACGCAGCAGGAGAUGUGUGAACUCCAUGGUGAUGUCAGUGAAGACGACCCAGCGAGGAGUGAUGACAAGGCGGGCAAACUGCACUUAAUUUGCGAGGUCCAUCGCCUCCAUGGUGUAGCGGCAAGCAUGUACAGUUUGUGUCCGGAUUUCAUAUCCGGUUUGAUCAAAGCCUCCCUGGUGUUGCGAUCCGGACAUAUGAGCAGUUUGAGACGUUGCCUGCGUGCGCUGAUCGUUGCCAAGCUGCGUGUGUACCAAUGCGAGCCGCCCGAAAAUGUUGUUGCUGGGCCUAGCAUUCCAGCAAGCAAGGCAUUUUUUAUGAACACCUUUUUCAGCAACCUGGCAUCCGCCGAUGCACUGCUUCUUCAAGAACUCUUCAAUGGUGACUGGGGAGAAACCAUGCAAAGGUUCUUGCGAGAAGGUGUCAGGCUCCUUGCGGGAGCAGCUCCAUCCAUAUUCCCCCGCCAUAAAUGGAUAGGAAGUGACGCAGCAAUUGAUUGGUACGGUCGGCUACAGUGUGUUCACGGUUUGUUGACACAGGUGUUUGAGGAUGUUUUCGGCCCUAGUCCGGGUCCCAGUCGGCCAAACAAACCGACAGCCUCAGAUCCGGCGCAGUCACAGUCUUCACAUGCUCAGGCUCAGUCCCGCGCUCAGACACGACCCAGUGACGCUAUGGACACGGAUGAUGUAGAAGCUCAAGCACAGGACGACCGUGGUCAACUCUUAGCUUUGCAGGUUUUCGAGACCUGCGGCUUCGCAGCAGCUGAUUCCGGAGACCGGCAAGACGACCAAUGGAAGGCCAUAGCCAAGAAAUGGCGUGAUGCUGCGUAUGCUUGGGCAUGCGGCCAUCCUGACGGCCCGCUUGCUUUGCUUGCUGAAAUGGUAUUCCUGCGGACUGUGCUUGGGCCUCAAGUCAACCUCAUGGCAAAGCAGCUGAAGCUUUCGUCUAGUGAGUUUGACCAACAGCAGGCCCUGGCGGAGCUUACAACGGGUCUGCGCAAGUACCGCCUCACUGAAGUGCAUGCCGAUUCGGCCAGUGCUGAAGCUGAGGUUGCCUUGGCCAAGUUGUUCCAAAAAUCACACUGGGAAUCCUUGCCUUUUGUGUUCUUGACUCAGCGAAAUAACAGCUUCGCAUUCAAACUUACUGCAAGGGUCCUUGCCGCCUUGAAAGUUUAUAUCCGCAAUCGCAGAUCUGGGUACCCGUACAAGCUUUUUCUCCUUGCGACGGCACAGGCCACAGAGGCGGAACGCGUGGCCAAGGAAAUUGUUUUUGAUUUUUUCUACGAGCCAUGUCGGUUAGAUUCCUUCACAUGGUGGUUUGUCAAGGGUUUUCGCUCGGCAGAGCGGCUGGCCAGUGCAGAGGCCCGCGCUCACCUGCAAGCCAUUGCAAAGGUUGCAAGUGUUGAUAUUGCAGCCACGGAGUGCCAGCAUGCCAGCAAUCGGCGGCACAUAGAGUCCAAAAGCAUCCAGAGUCACAGGCAACUCUUGGCAGCAGCUAGCGCAGCCUAUGUUGCCAGGACUCUUCGACACACCUGUGCUCCCAGUCGAGGAUUUCAGAGUUCGAAGCCUGUCCCAAGAAAGCCUGGUCGAAAGCCGCGGACAAAACCUGAUUUUCGCAGUGUCCACUUCCCUAGGGCUCAGGAUUUGCGUCGGGGCGGGGGCUCCUGGAAUGUUUUCCUGUCACAAAAUCGGGGUGGCCCCCAGGUCACCACACCUGCAGGCAAGCAUUCCAAGGCCCAGCUUAGGAAGAGAUACCACGACUUGAAAAGGCAAGCGGGGUCUGACUGGCAAGAGUUGCAGCGGUUGGGUAGCUUGAAAACACAAGCCAGGAAAUUUGCGAAGAAAGGUUCUGGGCCGUUGAUACCCCGCAAGCGCAAGGCAACAGACGCCUUGCCACCUGUCGCGGAACAUGGUAGCUUGCUCAACACCAAACACCUUCGAUUGCAGCAGCGAAGGCUUGCUGUGAAGCAGGAUCGGGAGAAGCAGCAAGCUGUUCGAGACUCGGCAUGCAGACUGCAAGAUUCUUUGUCCCACGCAGAUGUGAGUGCUUCAGAGCAAGCUGUGCUGAACUUCAGUGGCAUCACCGCACAGGAGCUGUGCCGGGAUGCAGAUUCGAGCCGCCCUGUCUCUUCGUGUCCGCCUCAGCUCGAGCUGAUCGAGCCCGGGUCUGUCUCUGAACUUCAGCCUUCGACGCCCUUGGGCUUGGGCUUGGGGCCCUUGACGUCGGCCUUGGCUUUGCCCGCAGCUUCGGCACAGGUAGCAGCGCUCCCUGUCAGUGUGAAUCAAUCUGCCCCUGCAAAGCUUGAAUCGAUCUCCCCAGCUGCUUCCAUGGAUGCCAUGGCCAUGGAAUCCAUGGAAGCUGCAGCCAGAGCUGCAGCCGAGACAACUAUGACGAUGGCCAUGAACCCUGCUUCCGUGUGGGCUUUGCGACCGGAUGUGGCCAACAGUCGAACCGGCUUGUGCUUAGACACAUCAGCAACAGCCAUGCAUGCUGCUCCUUUCUUUCUGGCACAGAUUUCUCAAGGCGAGCCUUCCUUCCUGCGUGGAAUGACGAAUUUUCAGAACUUGGAUCUUGCAUGGCACCAGAGACACGAGGUCGUGUCCACUGCCAGUGGUGUAGCCGAGGGUGAGCAACCCGAUCAGCCCGCGCGGGCUUGCGCUGAAGUUCUCCCUUCAAUCAAGGAUGAUCAGCACGAACAGCAAGAAGAAGACGUGGACCCUCAAUCUCAGGACCGGGUUCCGGCAGCCAAAAGAACGAAGACACUCAAAGUGAGCAAGAGCAAGUGCUUAGGGUUCAACAGAUGUCUUUGUAAGGGUGAGGGAAAAACACUAGAGAGAAUCUUCUGCAGGUUGCGCAACACAAUGCGCGGCAUUUUGAGCGUGCAUGCAGUCAGCAAGGAUGUGCUCAAAGAUGGAUGUUUAUUCCUUCGUUUCUCAUCUUGCUCACCAGAGUCCCUGAGAUCGGAGGGCCAAAGUGUUCUGGCUCCGUUUCAGUCAAAAGUUGUCUGGUACCACAUAUCCUUGUGCUUUGGAGGUUUGCAGCAGUUGAGCCUGUACGGUGUGCGCAUGCACCCUGAACCUGAGCAUCCGGAGGGUGACGUUGCGGGGCUUGUCCCGAGGCAAUCCCGGCAAUCUCUGCGUGCCGGCCCCACGUGUUAUGAUCGCUAUCAGAUGCUGCUUGAACUACACAACUUCGAUGUUGCUUGGAUGGUGUCUGUGUAUGAACUUGUCGAGGCCCGUGCCCCUAUACCUCAAGUUGAUCCUGGCCUUGUCUUGGUUCAAGUGCAUCGCGACCUGCCUGCAGCAUGCUUCUGGAGGGGCUCACAAUUGGAGCAUGCUCCUAGAAGGGGCCAAGGCGGGGGUGGGGGAGGUGGUCCUCGUGGUCCAGGCCCAGGUUCAAGUGGCCCCAAAAAACCCAAGCAAGACCCCAGCCCCAGAGACCCACAGCUGCAGAUAACACCUGCUCCUAAACGUCGACCCCAGCCUGGGCCCAAGCCUGCCGGCAAAGCUAAGUCUAAGCCGCCCCCGACAGUGGGUUCUAUUUUCGAUGAGAAUGACGAUUCCCCCAAUGGGCCUGCUGAAACCCAGCCAGCAGAAGUGUUCUUUCAAGAUGGGGUCGAUGAUGAGGGUGGCCCUCCUGCUUCUGUUCACUCUCCUGCAGGCUCUCUAUCUCCAGCUGAAGACAGUCUCCCAAAUACUCUGUUGCCAGAGCAAGACAAGUCCCUUCAGGUGGCUCUGCAGCAGUCAAUGCUGGAGCAGGAGGAGCGUCAAGGCAACAGCGAAAGCGAGGGGUCAGAUGACACAGCUGGGAAAUUCGCUGAAUUCUUUGCCAGCAGAGCACGUAGACGUGCAAAUGCAGCUGGUGAGGACGAAGUUGCUGCUGAAUCUGUGGGGUCUCAGGACUCAGAUGAGCACUGGGGACAGGAGGAUGCUGAUGAGAGAAUCGGAGCCUCGCUUCUUGCAGAAGAUCCAAAUCUUCAACCUGGCACGCUUGAUCUUCCAUUUGGACAUUCAGUUGAAACUACAGCUGCAGCUACAGCUAUGGCUAUGGCAGCGAGGGCUUCGGGUGCCGAGCCGUCCGGCUCUGCUACAGUCAGAGAUGCAGCGGCGGAGAGUUUCGCAGAAGCUUUGAUGUCAGCCAUGGCAUUUGAAGACGAGUUUGAAGCGGAAUUGCGGGGUGGAGGUGCAAUCGGUGCAAUGUCUGAGUCAGGGGACGAAAACAGAAACGUCCCCACACCACCCGCGCCCCUUUCUGUGCAUCCGCCAGCUACCCCGCCCGUGCGGGACCCAAGCGAUGAACUUGGCCGUGGCCAUGACCGCCCUGCCUCUGACAGUGCUGUCCCAUCUGCCCCAAGCCGCGCCCCGCCAGUGCGGGGCUCAAGUGCCAGGACUGCAGCGCUGCCGGCAGGGCCACGGCUUGUGCAUGAUGGUUUGGCCAUCAGAAACGACGAUGGCAGCAUUCUCGCUUGGAUCAAGCACAAACCGCAAAGUAAUGAUGUCUUUGUAAACUGUUCCUUGCACGAAAAUUGCACCAAGACUAAGACGCUCAGAAGCUCUCAAAGACAUGGCAGGAGGUUGCAAGGACGUCCGCUCGGUUUCCUGGCUGCGUGGGCCGUGCAGGGACAUGCAUGUCUUUCCAAGGAAGCGCAUUCCUUGGUUGUGCCUUCAUUUCUCGACCGCAAGAAUGCUCGUGCGAGGCUGCGUCAGGAAGCAAAUGCGUCUGAGUUCUUUGUCAAGGAACGAGACCGUCGUUCAGACGAGCCCGACAGCGAGCCGGACCACUGCCCUUAG